CACGCUUCUUCGAUCAAUUAUGUAAUCUUCUCUUAUUGUUUGACCCAUUACAGCACCUACCGAUUCCUUCACAAUCUUCUCAACAAGUUCCAUUUUUUACUUCUGAAAGUAAAGUCUUUGUUACAUAAUUACCAUCAUGACACAGCUACCAUCUUCAUCAUCAUCUUCUUCUUCUUCCACUUGUGAAGGGAGCCAUGAUGUGUUCCUCAGUUUCAGAGGCGAUGACACUCGAAGUGGCUUCACUGGCAACCUAUACAAGUCUCUUUGUGACAGGGGAAUUCACACCUUCAUGGAUGAUGAGGGGCUUAGAAAAGGGGAAAAGAUUGGACCUGCUCUUUUCAAGGCUAUUGAGCAGUCUAGAAUUGCCAUUGUUGUUUUGUCUGAAAAUUAUGCUGACUCAACUUACUGUCUUGAAGAACUUGUCGUGAUCCUUGACUGCAUAAUGAAAAAGGGUCGACUGGUUUGGCCAGUGUUUUACGGGGUUACUCCAUCUUAUGUGCGGUUUCAGAAGGGUUCUUAUGGGAAAGCAUUGGCCAAGCAUGGAGAAAGAUUCAAGAAUGACCAGGAGAAGCUCCAAAAAUGGAAGCUAGCUCUUCAAGAAGCUGCUGAUUUGUUUGGUUCGCAUUUCAAACUCAAACAAGGGUAUGAGCAUGAACUUAUUCGGACAAUUGUUGAAGAGGUUUCCAAAAAGAUAAAUCGUAGCCCUUUACACGUGGCUAAUUAUCCAAUUGGAUUGGAGUCUAGAGUGCAAGACGUGAAGUCCCUUUUGGAUGUUGGAUCUAAUCGGGGAGUAAGCAUGGUUGGGAUUUAUGGAAUCGGGGGAAUAGGUAAGACUGCAAUUGCAUGUGCAGUGUACAAUGCCAUUGCCGAUCAAUUUGAAGUUCAGUGUUUCCUUGGCGAUAUUAGACAAAAAUCAUUGAAGUAUGAUUUAGUACAACUUCAGGAGACAGUACUUUCUGAAAUGGUUGGGGAGAAAAGUAUUAAGUUGGGGAGUAUUAAUAGGGGAAUGGCAGUUAUGAAAAGCAAGCUUCAAAGAAAGAAAGUUCUUCUGAUUCUUGAUGAUGUUGAUAAAUUGGAGCAAUUAAAGGCACUUGCUGGUGAUCCUUCCUGGUUUGGUGAUGGCAGCAAAAUCAUUGUCACGACAAGGAACAGACAUUUUUUACGUGUACAUGGUUUUGAAAGAACAUACGAAGCAAAAGCAUUAGAUGAUAAAGAGGCUCUUGAGUUGUUUAGUUGGCAUGCUUUUAAAAGCAAUGAAGUUGGUCCAGGUUACUUGGAUAUCUCUAAGCGUGCAGUAUUUUAUUCCAAUGGCCUUCCAUUGGCUUUGGAAAUAAUAGGUUCUAACUUGAAUGGUAUAACAAUGUCUGAAUGGGAAGCAGCAUUAGAUACCAUUGAAAGGAUUCCAGAUGAAGAUAUUCAGGAAAAACUAAAAGUAAGCUAUGAUGGUUUGAAAGGAGAUGAGAAGGAAGUUUUCCUUGACAUGGCUUGUUUCUUUAGAGGCUACCAUUUGAAAGAUGUCAUAAGUUUAUUGCUACAAGGUCGUGGUUUCUCGCCAGAGUAUGCUAUUCGGAUGCUGGUAGAUAAAUCUCUCAUAAAGAUCGAUCAAUAUGGUUUUGUGCUAAUGCAUAACUUGGUAGAGGACAUGGGCAGAGAAAUUGUCAGGCAAGAAUCACCAUCAGAGCCUGGAAAACGGAGUAGAUUAUGGCUUUAUGAGGAUAUUGUUGAUGUUUUAGAAAAUGACAAGGGAACAGAUUCAAUUGAAAUAAUCAUGCUACACUUGCCAAAGAAUAGGGAAGUUCUAUGGAGUGGAAGUGAGCUCAAGAAGAUGACAAACUUGAAAAUGCUUACUAUUGAAAAUGCUGACUUUUCUAGAGGCCCUGAACAUCUCCCAAGUAGUUUGAGAGUACUAAAGUGGCGGGGAUAUCCUACACAGUCUCUGCCACCUGAAUAUGAUCCAAGGAAACUUGUUAUGUUAGACUUGUCUAUGAGUCGCAAUAUAUUGGGCAAACAACUCCACCUCAUGAAGUUCGAGUCUUUGAGUGAAAUGAUUUUAAGAGGUUGCAGAUUCAUAAAACAGGCACCUGACAUGUCUGGAGCCAAAAAUUUAAGAAAGCUGUGUCUUGAUAACUGCAAGAAUUUGGUAGAGGUUCAUAAUUCCAUUGGAGUUCUUGACAAACUAACAUGGUUCACUGCUAUUGGAUGCACCAGUCUAAGGACUCUUCCCCAAAGCUUCAAGUUAACAUCACUUGAAUAUCUGUCUCUCAGAAAAUGCUCAAGCCUCCAGCGUUUGCCAAACAUAUUAGAAGAAAUGAAACAUAUGAAAAAUCUUGACCUUUGUGGAACUGCUAUUGAACAAUUGCCAUAUUCGUUUAGGAAACUCACUGGGCUUAAAUAUUUAGUACUAGACAAGUGCAAGAGGCUUAAUCAGAUCCCAAUAAAUAUUUUGAUGUUACCAAAACUUGAGAGAUUGACAGCUGUAAAAUGUGGACGAUAUGUAAACUUGAUCCUUGGUAAAAGUGAGGGACAAGUAAGAUUGGCUUCAUCUGAGUCUUUGAGAGAUUUUAGAUUAAACUACAAUGAUUUGACACCCACCAGCUUCCCCAAUGUAGAGUUCUUAGACCUAACUGGCUGUGCUUUCAAAGUCCUUCCUGAAUGCAUCAGCCAAUGUCGAUUUCUAAGGAAUCUAGUUUUGGACAACUGCAAGGAGCUUCAAGAAAUCAGAGGGGUUCCUCCGAAGAUAAAAUAUCUGUCGGCAAUAAACUGCACAUUAUUGUCUCAUGAGUCUCAAAACAUGUUGUUGAAUCAGAGAUUACAUGAGGGUGGAGGAACAGAUUUUUCCCUUCCAGGAACAAGGUUACCAGAAUGGUUCGAUCAUUGUACUAGGGGGCCAUCCCUGUCUUUCUGGUUUCGUAACAAAUUUCCUAGGAUGACUCUAGGUGUUGUUGGAGUUUUAGACAAGCAAGGCAGUUUUCCCAUGUCAAGAUUUCACCUGCUCAUCAAUGGCAUUCAAAAGCUGCAUUGCCAUUUCACUGUGCAAUCAAAAUUAAUCACAUAUCAUAUAUUCUUGUCCGAUGUGCUGCUCAAGUCCUACGAUGGUGGAUUGGAAAGUGUGUAUGGGGAGGAUGGGUGGAACCAUGUUGAGGUUUCAUGCGUAGGACCAAGAGUCUUUCCACAUUCAUGCAGAACCAAGAAAGGAAUCAUUAAAUGGAUGGGGGUUCAUGUUCACAAGCAAAAAACAAACAUGCACGAUAUCCGAUUCAUAAAUCCUUGGUCUCCAAAAAGAACACACAGUGAAGUUUCCAAGCCUGAUCUGCAAGAAAGUUUUCAGUCAUUGCCCAAAAGAAUCCGUGUAUCACAUCGCAAGGAAAUUUGUGAGGCACCACAGUCGAAGCAGCAUGAAGCUAACAGUGGUUAUCAUGGUGUAUCACAGAGGCUAUGGUUGGCAAUUUGUAGCAUUGCGGCUCCUCUAAAUGUUAAAGUACUGAUGUGGAAUAUUUGCCAAGAUAAUUUGCCAACUUUUGAAUAUCUUUUCAGGAGAAAGCUUGUACUGAGUCCACUCUGCCCCAUCUGUGGAAAGGAGCCUGAAACUGUUGAACAUGUGUUCCUGUUUUGUCCAUGGACACGACCCCUUUGGUUUGGAAGUGAUUUCCAGUGGUGCGUUGAUGCUAAAGAAGUUCAAAGCUUUCAACUUUGGCUCUGGCACAAACUGAUGGAGAUUCAAAGGGUAUAUCCAGAAAAUGCCAACCAAAUAUCUGCUCAAGUAGGAAGCAUUUGUUGGUCUAUCUGGAAAGGAAGGAAUGAAUUUGUUCUUGAAGGCAAACCUGUCAAUCCUUUGAUUUUAAGGUAGGGCCUCUGUGUAAAUGAUGAGAAUAAUUUUCACAUUUUAAAGGAGAUCUGCAUGUAUUAUGUAUCUCUACCAUCCUGUGUAAAUGAUGAGAAUAAUUUUCACACAUGCCACGAAAAAUCAUGAUCAUAACAAGGGACUGCCCUGUUUCCAUUAA
Messenger RNA from Vigna unguiculata (cowpea), 4001 nucleotides. RefSeq names its product TMV resistance protein N-like. The record is from RefSeq and is a predicted model, not a curated record. Gene Ontology annotation, molecular function: ADP binding. NCBI's taxonomy places the organism in Eukaryota, Viridiplantae, Streptophyta, Magnoliopsida, Fabales, Fabaceae. Gene Ontology annotation, biological process: defense response; signal transduction.